CUCCUUCGCCCUCGCAGCUUCCAGCGCCUCGUUCGCGAGAUUGCCCAGGACUUCAAGACGGACCUGCGCUUCCAGUCGUCGGCCGUCAUGGCGCUCCAGGAGGCUGCCGAGGCCUACCUCGUCUCGCUCUUCGAGGACACCAACCUCGCCGCCAUCCACGCCAAGCGUGUCACGAUCCAGCCCAAGGACAUCCAGCUCGCUCGUCGUCUUCGUGGCGAGAGGCAGUAA
Rhodotorula graminis WP1 is the source of this 228-nucleotide messenger RNA. RefSeq lists its product as uncharacterized. Lineage: Eukaryota; Fungi; Basidiomycota; Microbotryomycetes; Sporidiobolales; Sporidiobolaceae. Gene Ontology annotation, molecular function: DNA binding; protein heterodimerization activity; structural constituent of chromatin. The annotation marks the transcript as partial. Gene Ontology annotation, cellular component: nucleosome. The record is from RefSeq and is a predicted model, not a curated record. The transcript has 2 exons.